CAGAAACUUAACCUUAACAUUCAUCAUUGAAAAAUAUGUAAACACAAUAGUAGUUUUUUUAUAUACCGAUGUGACAAUGCGAAUUUAAAAAUAAAAUUUCUGUGAUGAUGGUAGAGCACGCACGUUAUAAUACGAGCGUUUCAGUAAAUUUGGAAAUAUUUCAGCCUCCAUUUAUCCGGGAAAAUCCUAAGUUCGAAAACUCAGACUGGUCUCACCUAGCGAGAGAAGAACCAUUUCGCAGCGAGUGGUCUCGUAUAAUAAACAGAUAAUAAUAAUUCCGUAAUUUCAUACAUUAAGGUCAGUCGAAUAUUGUAACAUUUAUUGAAACGUUCGAUCCUCGUUUCGCGGAAAACAAUCUUCGAAUUUGCGAAUUCGUUAUCGGGGAUUAUUUAAGACAUUGACAUUGCAAAAGUUCGACUGAAGAUGGGACUGAAGGAGAAAAACAUGGACUUGGCGUUUACGGGCACUAACGAUAUUAUGAAAAAUGAUGAAAAACAAUCUGGAUUGUCGGUAGAAAGGCCGGUAUAUCAGAUAGAAGAAUUAAACAGAGAUUACGAAUAUCAGAAACCCUACCACACACUCAAAGCUCGAUGCAAGAAGGCCUGUCAAUCUAUCAAACCCGGUACUUGGCUCAGAGAAACCGUACCGGUGCUGAAAUGGUUACCCGAAUACAACUGGAAGAAGAACUUUUCCGGCGAUAUCAUCAGCGGAGUGACCGUCGCCGUGAUGCACAUACCUCAAGGUAUGGCUUACGGAUUGCUGGGCAACGUUCCGCCCGUCGUAGGAAUGUACAUGGCGUUUUUUCCAGUUUUAGUAUACUUCAUUUUCGGUACUUCUAAGCACGUUUCAAUGGGUACAUUCGCUGUGGUUUGUUUGAUGACCGGUAAAAUCGUGAGCCAGUACACCACCGUGGAAAUAAUGCAAGACGGUACCAGAAGGUUAAUAGAACCCGAAGGCGGCAUCGCCCACGGCCCUGACAUACCUCAAUACACCAACGUUCAAGUAGCUUUAACAGUAUGCUUCACUGUCGCUAUAAUACAGCUAUGCAUGUACGUCCUGAGGCUGGGUUUAGUGUCCCAAUUGCUAUCAGAAACGUUGGUGAGCGGGUUCACGUGCGCCUCGGCCUUCCAAGUAGUCACCUCGCAACUCAAGGAUCUCCUAGGAUUAGACAUCAGGAAACGCAGAGGGAAUUUCGCCGUUCCGAAGACGGUAUUCGAUUCGAUAAUGGCGAUUCCCCAAGCGAACGUUAGCGCAAUGCUGGUUUCGUUGAUCACUUGUACGGCUAUUAUACUUAACAAUGAGUUAUUGAAGCCUUGGCUGGCCAAGAAAACGAUGAUACCGUUUCCAAUAGAACUAGUCGCAGUGGUGGUCGGAACGUCGGCGAGUUACGCCAUGGAUUUCAAAAAUACCUACAAUAUCACCAUAGUGGGAUAUAUCCCAACAGGGUUUCCCAAAUUGGCUCUUCCCGCGUUCGAGCUGAUUCCCGACAUAUUCAUGGAAUCCUUCACCAUCACCAUGGUGUCCUACACGAUAACGAUGUCCAUGGCGCUGAUCUUCGCCAGGAAGCUGAUGUACGAGGUGGACUCGAACCAGGAACUCCUCGCUUUGGGCGCCAGCAACGUCGUGGGAUCCUUCUUCUCCUGCAUGCCCAUAACCGCCUCGCUUUCCAGAUCGCUCAUCCAGCAAACUGUCGGUGGCGUCACCCAAUUGGCUUCGAUCGUUUCCUGCAGUAUUAUGUUGGUCGUUUUGUUGUGGGUUGGACCUGUUUUUCAAACUUUACCUAAGUGCGUUUUGGCCAGUAUAAUAGUGAUAGCGUUGCAAGGUAUGCUGAAGCAGGUGACCGCCAUAUUGAAGUACUGGCGCUUGAGCCGUUGGGACGCCAUCGUGUGGAUCGUGACGUUCUGUUCGACGUUGUUCGUGCAAAUCAGCUACGGCCUGGCGGCCGGCGUGGCCAUCUCCCUGCUGAGCAUCUUCAUCCAGGGUUGCAAGCCGUACACCUGCCUGCUGGGCAUCGUGCCCAACACGGACCUGUACCUGGACACCAAGAGAUACAAAGGGGCCAAAGAAAUCGACGGAGUGAAGAUCUUCCACUACUCGGGCGGGCUGAGCUUCGCGUCGCGGUCGAGCUUCAAGGAUUUGCUAGUCAAGAAAACGGAAAUCGACGCGGCGGCGGUGCUGAGGCGGCGGGCGAAGCUGUUGGAGAAGGACAUCCAGGAGGACGAGCAGUUCCUCGUCAAGUGUAUCAUUCUCGAUUUUUCUAGUCUGACGUUCGUCGAUCCGUCCGGGGUGGAUACCUUGAGAGGGCUGCAGGCCGAUUACAAGCAGUUGAACAUUCUGAUGUUGAUAUCAGGGUGCUCCGGUCCGGUGUUCGAGGUGAUGCAGAAGUGCGAUGAAGUGGAGAAGAACGAGCAGAAGUUCCUCAUAUUUCCCACUGUACACGAUGCAGUAUUGUACGCCCAGGUCAACGUGUCGCCUAAAGAUAAAUGAAACGGUUCUAAAUGCUCGAUAGGAAUAAUUUCUUUAGAAAAGAGUUAGUAUUAAACACGAGAAAUUGUGAUAGGGAAGCAAAUAAUUGUUAUUUUUUAUUGCUGCGAUUGGGCGGCCGUCUGUUGUGAUAUUUUUGUAUAACGAGAAUUUCCUUUAUACAAAAUUAUUCAUGUUGUUGCAAUUAAAUGGUAAGAGAGAAAACGGUUUUUCGUUGUUAAAUUGGUUUUAUUAAUAGUUUUUGUUGUUGCAAUGGAGCGUGAAUGUUGAUGAUGAUGAAGUUACUAAUCAAAACGAUAAAACCAAAAAGUAAUAUUAAAUUUGUUGAUGUUUUAAAGCCUUUAAGUAAAUAAAUUUUGUGAUAUUACGUCAACAAGACGAAUUUUUAUUAAUGGAUUAAACUUAAUAUCGUGCAAUUGAACAAAUUUUACUAUUUUAUUUAGUUUUUGAAGAUUUUAGUGUGU
Molecule: messenger RNA, 2948 nt
Organism: Phyllotreta striolata
Lineage: Eukaryota; Metazoa; Arthropoda; Insecta; Coleoptera; Chrysomelidae
Source: the annotation of a GenBank genome assembly